AUGUCCUCUUGUGUGGGGGCCCCUCAGGCCUAUUUUGUUGCUGCAGGAUAUAGACAUGGGAAACACUCUGCACCAAAGUCCUCUGGGAGCAAAAACCGUCCAAGGUAAGGGCGUGUGAACUGUCUGUGUCUGUCUGUCUGUCUCAAAUAUUUCCAUCUCAUCACACCAUACACAGUGCUUAUACAUUAGUGUGAAACUUUAUUGAACUCCAUGCAAGGUGUACAUGAGUAAGUCAGGGAACCUAUAGUCCCCAAAAUAACUAUUAUUAUUAUUAUUAUUUCGGAACUAUAGGCUGCCUUUUGUCCACCCCUAUGGAUUUAAAAAAUGAAAGUUAAAUAAUGAUCACUCACCUCCUUGCUAACGGUGAUACUCCUCCAGUACAGCCUCCAGCUCCGGAUAGAAUGGAAUAGUCAGUUGGGGGACAGUUGGAGACACAAGACGUGAAUAACACGGAUCGAGGACUGAAAUUUGUGAAUAUGAAAGCAUACUUAAAUACACAAGGGUCCUCAUUUUAAAGAAUAUGCAAAGUUUAGUUACUUUAAUCCGCAAUAUCUGAUCAAUAAUUUCCUGUUAUAAUCAAAUCCUAUGUCUAGAUCCGACUGCUGUUACAUUUUUUUUCUCUACUAGCAGUUUAAUGAAGAAAUUACAGCAAUUCUUAUUGAAAAUCAGUUGCUCUCUGAAUGUUAUUUGGGACAAUAUUGUAAAUGUAACUUUGUUAAUUCAUUUUUGGCAUUUAUUGUUUAUAUGUGGUUUAAAAUCCUUGUAGUAGCUGCCUAAUAUUGCUUAUUUUAUGUUUGAAUGACAGUGUCCAGUAAUCACCGAUAAUAUUUGUAUUCCUCAGGACUUCUCCGACUGUCUGCACUGCAUUCAGAGACCCAGGAAGAGAAGUCAUGUCUUUAAAAUCAUCCACUAACACCAGGUGUGCAUACUGUUUGUUGUGUGUUUGGCUUUUAGAAUCUCUUUGCUGUAAUUGGCGCCUGCUUUCCAUUGCAAUGUAAGACAGAGAAGGGAUUAAAUCUAUAAUUAGUCACCCUGACAUUGGAGAAUUUGCACGUCCCCGCAUUUUACUUCAAUUAUACAACUCUGUUGAAAUAAUUCUUAAUUAUUACUUUCUCUUAUACAGAAAGUGGACAUCUCCCAGGCAGUCUGGUUGUAGAAUGAGGAGCAAGGAACCCGCUAAGGUAUUUUAAUGAUUUUUAUUUUUAAAAAUUGUUAAUUAAUUUGUAGGGAUUAAUAAGAAUAUUAUUUUCCGUCUCAUUAGAAAUAUAGUUUUUUGUCGGAAAUUGUUACCAUAAGACCUACCUAAGAGAUUUUCCUUGAAGCGAUAUGUUACUUUUUAGUGGCCAUUGCUGUGGUUAUUUAAAUGUGCCGUUUUAACACUUAUAUGGGUAACACAGAAUUCCACAGGAGGGCAUCAUCAUCAUCUUAAUUAAUAAAUAGAGAUUUGCAUAAAGCAACUAUGAUGUCUCAAAGGAACACUGCAAGCAUCAUAACCACUAAAGCUCGUUGUAGUGGUUAUGGUGGCAGGACUUCCCUGGCACUCCUCCACUGUAAGUAGUCAAACUGUUUUUGCACUGAGUAGUUUGCUGGGCUCAGUUCCUUGCUUCUACUGCCAACACAGUAGAGCCAGAACUUUUGUUAGCAGGAACUUCCGUUCGCUCUCCUGAGCUCAACCCUACAGUGCAAGGCUUAGCUCAAUGGCUGAAAGAGUUACGGUAGCUUUCCAGUGUUGGUAGUGGAGGCAGGCAGCAGUGUGUCUAGUAGAUCCCAGGUAAAUCAUCACAUGUACGUUAAACAACAUUAAAAUGAUUUGACUUAUUACAAUGGUGGGAGGGGGGACACAAAGGAUUCCUACAGUGAGCUGCGGUGGUUGUGGUGCUUGGACUGUUCCUUUAAUCAGUGAAAUUGAAGUAUUCACCGGAUCAGAACUGGGACAUGAUCUGGUGAAUCUUUGAUCGUGUGUAGCUUGGUCCCCCAAAGACCAGUAACCGCGCUCUUCAGGAAGGAUGCCAAAGUGUUAAGGAGGCAUCUGUGGAUUUGGUAUAGUGUUCCUUUAAGGGGACCUUUAGGUGUCAGAGCCUAUCAUUUUUAAAAAAUUUAUUUUGAAGCACAUUACAGCUGGAUUUUGUGUGUGAAGAAGUUUUGGCGGAAUUGGCGGUUAGUGAAGUUUUAAGAUUCCUUUGGAAUUUGACUCCAUGUUAUAUAUGUAAACCAUCCCAAAACCAGCACAUAACAGGGUACAUUGCAAGUGCUUCAUAAACCAGGACACAGUGAGUUAAACUGUACAGUCUAUCUAAACUGGCAUUUAAUGUUUUACAUAUCAAGUACUUCUGAUAACAGAAUAAGAUAAUUCAAGCUGUAAUGGGUUAUCUCAUUGGGCAUAAAUAAUUUACAUAGCAAGUGUUAUGUAACCCAGAAUACAGUGAGUUUAACUGUAAUGGGUUAUCUAAUCAUGUGUAUCUAUAAUGGGUUACCUAGCAAGUGUUCUAUAAACCAGAAUACAAUCCGUCAAACAGCAAUGUAGAAGUAUCCAACUGAAAAUAAAUUGUAGCAGGUUACCCAGCUCUGCUUCUGACAUCAUUAAAGGACCACUAUGGACUCCCAGACGUAAUCAUCUCAAUGACGUGGUCUGGGUGCAGUGUCCCGGUUAAUUUAGUCCUGCAAUGUAAAACAUUGCACUUUUGUAGAUUGGGCAAUGUUUUCGUUGCAAAGUUAACACACUGCUCUUGGUUGUAUUCCUGACAGACACUAGAGGCACUUCCUCUAAAUAACUGAGUCACACUCGGUUAGUCAAUCAUAUGGUGCUUGUAUAGAAAAUUUGAUUGGCUCAGUCUGGCUUUUUGCUGUGUAUGUCCACUUGCCUUCCGUUUCUCCCCUAUGACGAUGCUUUAGAUUGGCUGAGAUCAUUAACACUGAUGAUCUCAGCCAAAAAGAUGGGGGUUAAUGGAGAGACCACUGCUCUACAGGAUAUAGGGUAAGUAAAUCUCUUCUUUUUUUUUAACCAUUUCAAACAUCUAAAUAUUGAGGAGAACACUAUAGCAUUAGGAAUACAUAUUUGUUCCCUUAACCCCACAAGGACAGAGGUGACGGUCCGCAUUCUAAACCAAAACAAAACAUUGAACCUGUAAUUUAAGGGUUUCUCUUUAAGUUUCCCCUAUGUAUUAUAUAUAAUAUUUUAAAGGACAGAUGUUUCAUUUAACAAACCUAUAUGUACACCUAAUACAAUAUUACAUGUGAAUUUAUUUUUUAAAAACACUUUUGCCUAUCAUUUUUACACAUCCAGUGAAACUAAUUAAAAAGAACUCAAAUUAGAUUAGUACAUCAAUCCUGAUUGUUAAAUGCCUAAUAUAUCUAGGAUCUAAGUACAUUUUUGAUAGUUAACACUAAUGCUUAACUAACCACACCCCUUACCCAACGUUUACACUAAAUUGAACUGUAUGCCUACCCUAAUCUUACUUUAAUCUUCAACCCUGUACUAUCUUUAACCCCUCCCUACAUUUCAAUUGGACAAAGAAGAACAUGUUAAUUUGUGGGGUGUGACCAAGGGCGUGGCUAUUCUGAGAUGUUUUGGUGAUAUAUUAAUAGCAAUUAAUGCAAAUACAAUGUAAUUUAGAAUAAGAAAAAUGCAACAUUUUACACAGAUUUCUAAACACAUAGACAGACAUUAGGAAAGAAAAGGACAGAGGGAUUUGGGCCCAAUAUAGGGACUGUUCUUCCUAAAUAGGAACACUUGGAAAGUAUUGCUACCAAUUGCCUUAUGCAGUAGUCACAGCAGUCCUCAAAUAAGAUCUGAAGUUCUAACUACCUUCGAGGGAGCUACCCAUUGUAUGCCACCACUUUACUUUUAUUUCUGUUUAUAGAAAAUGCUCUGCAACCUCCUGAAAAGUAGUUAGAAGUUGGAAAUAAGCACUUACACAUUCCGUGAAUGCCAAUCUUGGGUAUCCCAAGAGAUGCUCAGUCAGUUGAUGGGCGAGACAAGACAUCGCUAAAGUAACUAGUCAUUAACGAGUUGCUGCCUGCCAAGCAGUUGUUUUUUGUGCUAUUCUAGGGCCCCCAUGAUAUUGUGAGUCCAUGGCGGCCCUAGAAGAAGUGCCAAAACACAGAUCUCUUCUUGGUACUAUCUUGGCUCUGACAUCCCCUAUCAAACUGAAUAGAUACGUCGGAAAUAGCUUCUUAAAUGAGACUCAAUGCCUGAAGUUUUUUUAAUAUGAUUUUGAUCUGCCCAAUUGAUGCUCUACAGCAGGAAUAGGCAACCUUUGACACUUAAGAUGUUGUGGACACUUCAGAUGUUACAUCUCCAAUAAUGCUCUUACAGCCAUAAUGCUGGCAGAGCAUCUGGGGAAAUGUAGUUCACAACAUCUGGAGUGUCAAAGGUUGCCUACCACUACUCUACAGCAUCAUUAGACAGCCACCAAUCUGAGGGCAGAGGAAAACUGCAGGACUCAAAUCAUUAACAGAUACAACCAGUGGUAGAACCAAUCAGUAGAGAAUAUAUUUAUUGGAGGUCCCCUGUCAUGCCCAUAAUGUAUUACGUGUAUUUUCAUGUAGCAGAAAUAUAAAAUAUAUAAUAGAACCCUGGUCUAUUCCCUUGGAUUAUUGCUUUGCCCUGUUUGGGGCCGACUCAUUUAACUGGAAAAAAUAUUGAGAAUUGAAUAGUCAUUUCCAGCAGUUCAAAGAACAGUAUACCUUAAUGAAUCUGUUUCACAUUGCUAAAUGUACAAUCUGACAGGGGAGGGAGAGCAGAGAGAGUUCUGGUCAGCUAGGUGACAGCACAGCUAUUAAGGUCAAAUUAACACAGUGAUCAUCAUGAGCUACCGGUGGCUCAAUAGAUGCACUGUUGCAGUGCAGCCUGGCCUCCUGGCUAACUGGAAUCCUGAAUGUACUCCUUUUCUUAUGGACGGCUGGUGGCACUGGAGGCGCCAGUGCCAGUUCAUCUGCUGCCUUACUGGUAGUUCCUUCCCAAGAUACAACACAGUUUUAACAUGCACCUAUUACAAAGCCUGGUGUACGUUUUAGCUUUCUACGAAAGCUUUCAAGUUACAAAACCAUAAUUUCUAAUGUAGGUUUAACACAACACAGGUCCAAGUUCAAUCUUCCACACAACCGUUUCUGCAUUUGAGCCUAAAGAAGGUGAAAAACCCGAUUUUGAACCUUUUUUUAAUUGUGCAACAAACAGAGGCAGAAUCCUUCUUGAUUUCAAAAGAACAAUCAGAUAUGCUUUGUAAACCAUUGGAUAGAGUUCGAACUUGUUCAUCAACAGUUACGCCAUGCAUGAUUGCAGAUCAUGACUUUUUUUGCAUCAAAACUGGUAGAACCCUGCCUCGGGAGCCACUGUGAAUGCAACCACUGCCCUAAAAUUGCAAACAAAAGAGGAAAAAGGUUGCUAAGAAAGAAAGUAGUGUUCAUUUUUAUUUAUGUCAUUUUAAUUUUCCUUUUCAUCUGUUUAGAGUGAGAAGGAGUAUUUGGUCAUAUCAACUGGCUAUACAAUGAUGCGGUCUAAGAGGAAGAGUUUUUUGGGGGUGCUGCCCAGGAAGUUGAAGAAAAAAACAAUUUCACACCUCCCAGAUCCAGGUAAAAUCAUAAAACAGAGUUUGGAUUUGUCCUCCUUUAGUGAGUGUCUGAGGUUCAUAUAUCAAAAUAAAAUGAAAGGAAAUUCGAUGCCCUAGUGACUUUCGCAGUAAAAUAUAUUCACUGAAAUAAAUUGCAGCAUUGCUUAGAGAACGUUAACCAAUUCGAAUAAUUCCUUUGUUUUUGUUAAUUUGCCUUUUAACCCUUUCUUGAUGGACGACAUACUGGAUAUGUCACUCUACUUAAGCACUAUGUAUCGACUGAUAUACACUGUAUGGUCACCACCAAAAGGGCUGGUGGUCUUGCUGUGAUUGUCGAGGCCAGGCUGUUUGUCGAUGCCCCAAGUGAUAUCAUUGAUUUGGGUUAACAAAAGUUAGAUAGAGUUAAAAAUAGCAUCCAAGUUUCAUGGUGGAUCGUAUUCAAUCCUUGCAAUAUUCGUCCUAUGACUUUCAAAAAGUAAUGAAAAUUCUAGACAUAUGAGGCUUUUUGUCAAUAAGGUCUAGUAAGUAAAUCUUUUUCAGUUAUUUUCCAUAGUUGCAUUAGUUAUGGAGAAAUUAUCGUAAGCCAAACCGUGACAUAAUUCGAUUCAUAAUGGAAGGCAAAACGAGGAUUGGAUCAGGAUAAAAUAGAAUAGAAAAUAUUUACUGUCUGUCUGACAUAUUCUGUUUUCACUUCUAGAUUGUCAGAUCCUGAUGAAAUGUAAGUAUUACUACAAAACACUUGAAAUAGUAAACAAACAGAUUUUUCAUUUAAUUCUGUGGGUUUUUUUAUAUACACAUUUUUAUCAAAGUAUGUAUUAUCGUAGUGUAUUUCAGAAUACUUUAUUACAUAAUAUUUAAAUACAUGAUCUACAAUCCCAUAUUUGUAUUAACCUAUGUAUUGUUUAGUUAUAUCUCUAUUUAUUGAAAUGGAAUGGUUUGAUUACUUGCUUCUGAUUUCAUAAUAAGAAUGUGUAUAUUUGACCUCUUCGGUAUGCGUCACAAUGCAAGAGCAGUCGGUAAAAACAAUGCUUCGAUGGUACACUACCCCCGUACAGCUAUACCGCAUGAGGAAGACUCCCACGCAGUGGUGUAUCCUGGUUUUGUGCUGCCCUAGGCAGGACAAAACUCAGGCGCCCCUCAACCCCCCCCCCGCGCGCGCACGACCCCCACCCAUCCCUUCCCCUCUGCGCGCGCGACCCCCACCCAUCCCUUCCCCCCGCCUUCUAAAUACACACACACUCACUGACAGAUAUGCGUACACUACCUAACAGAAACACAAACUCACUGACACACGCAGUCAAACACACACACUCACUAGCAGAGACACACUCACAAACACACACUCACAGACAGACACACACACACUAACAGACACACACACUCACUAACACUCACACACACUCUAACACACACUCACUAACAGACACACACACUCACUAACACUCACACACACUAACACAUACACUCACUAACACUCACACACACUCACACACACUCACUAACAGACACUCACUAACAGACACACACACUCACUAACACACACACUCACUAACACUCUAACACACACUCACUAACAGACACACACACUCACUAACACUCACACACACUCACUAACAGACACUCACUAACAGACACACACACUCACUAAUAGACACACACACACUCACUGACACACACACACACACUCACUAACAGACACACACUCACAUUAACACAUGUACUUUUUAAACCCCCCCCCUCCUCCAGCCUCCUUACCUUUGGGAGUGCUGGGGAGGGAAGGGGUUCUCUAUCUCCCUGGUGGUCCAGUGGCUGCUGGGUGGGCGGAAUUGGCGGGCGGGCGGCUGACGAGGGAGCUUUUCCUGUGAGCUGUCUGCUCAGCUCCCUCGCGCGCCGCACAGUGAGGCUGGUAGCCGGAAUAUGACGUCAUAUUCCGGCUCCUAGCCUCACUCUGCGGCGCGCGAGGGAGCUGAGCAGACAGCUCACAGGAAGAGCUCCCUCGCUCGCUCGCCCGCCCACCAAUGCCGACCAGCGCCCGGCAUGUCUGUUAGCCGCGAGGCUAACAAGACAUUUGCCCUGGGCAUUUGGGGGGCGGCUUUUUUUGCCGCCCCCUGAAAAAUGCCGCCCAAGGCAAAUGCCUUGUUUGCCUCGCGGCUAAAACGCCCCUGCUCCCACGGACUUGUGCUGGAGGGGGUGUGGUGCCAUAGGAACAUAUAGGCAUAUGUGGUGGGACUGUCCAGUGGUAAGCAAAUUCUGGACACAAGUCAGAGAUGUGAUAACCCAAGUCUUUUCCAGAGCCCCAGAGUUAGACCUGUGGGUCUACUUACUGAGCAGUUCAAUAGAGGGGUGGACCCGGAGGGAGCAGAAACUCCUUCAUAAAAUCACAUUAGCAGCAAGGAGAGCCAUAGCGGCGAAUUGGCUAAAACAGACAGCCCCCACGAUCCAAGGGGUUCUAACCAGAAUUAAGGAAGUGCACCUCAUGGACGACUUAACCGCCAGAAUAAGAGAUACCUAUAAGGCCUUUCAGAGAAUAUGGGAGCCGUGGGAAAGUUCCCCAUUAGGGGGAUAGAGUGCGGAGGGGAGUGUGGCGCUCCGCGCCCCCCACAUACCCUCCCCACCCCCUCCUUCCCUACUUAUUGUUCACCCCACUUUUCUCUCUUUCUGUCUCCACCGCAACAAUUGCCUGAUCGCUUUGUGUCCACGGGGCCCGCUAGUUAGGCAAGAGGAAUUGAGGUACCCCCGCUGACCCUCCAGGAGGGACACUAUUCAAGUAUACAGAAUGAAAUAUACAUAAUCAGGUAUAAGGAGAGAAGACUAAAACACCAAAUGAGGGGUUGCUGUAGACAUACGGGAGGGACCUCUAAUGGGGUGUAGCCUAGUGAGGAGAUGUCACACGGGGAAAGUCGACGGGAGGGAAAGACGGGGAUAGAGGACCAGGGGCAGCGAAAUAGGGGGUGGAGAUACUUGUUCUUUUUUAAUUAAGAAAACUGGCAUUGACAUGGGCAGUGACUGAAUACGAGCCAGAUGGACGCACAUUCCAUUCGAAGACUCGACGCACGGCACAGUAGAAUGCAGGGGAGGAUAUGGGAUAUACACACGCUGAUAUCUAGGGUUUUUUCUUUUGCAUAGUAUAUAAAAACGAUGUAUGUCACCGAGGUGCUUGUGUCAUAUGUGCAUCUGCUUGUCAUGUCAAUGCUAACUGUUAAAUAAAGAAUUGAAAAAAAAAAAAGAGUGUGUAUAUUUAUUCACAAGCAUGUCGUCCAUUUUUACACACACCAGUGAUCUAUUUCACGAUAGUAAUGAUGGUUCUAACAUUGUGUAUUGCACCAAUAGACCCAGUGUGAAAACAAGUCGCCUAGCAACUGCACAAAAACCUGAGAAAAGGGAACAACUGCCAAUAAGAAGGUAUGGAAAACGAUAUCAGUGAGACCAAUGCCUGUUGAACCCCAGAAGUUACAACUCCCAUAAUUAUCUGUCAGUUUAUCUUUCACAUGGAAUUCUUUUUUACAAUCUUUAUUUAUAAACAUUUUGAUUAACACACAAGACAAAAAAACAAAACAAGAAUCUAAAUGAAGAUACAGCAAUAGACACAUUUUGGUGGUCUACACCCAGUGAGCUUAUAGACAGUAUGUCCAAGAACCCAUUCCAGUUGUUAGUAGAGCAUUAAAGGGCAUAACUUCAUAAAUACAAAAUACAGUGAGGAGUUAAGACUAUUAGAUGACAAGAGCCAAUAUAUAAAAUAGGAUCAGAGGAGGAAAAAAGAGAGAAGUAAAAUAAGGAAUUAGAGGUGGACACCUUUGUUUAGUUUAUACUUUCUGUGAUAUUUGCAGUAUGUAUUGUCCUUUCACCUGUUAAGAACUCUUGUUUUUUGUUGAGCAUCUCUUAAUGUCUCUUAGUCCAUUUAGAACUUGACAAUAUUUCCUGUGGUUGCAUUCCAAAGAGUCCCUAUAGAUAUCUGAAAAGUUUGAAGAUAUAUUCAACAAAUAGUGAACUUGUGAUCAUGAGUUUCCAUGCAGUUUUGUCAAACUAAAACUUUAGGAAUUGAGACUAGGCCUCAAUGUCAUUACUGGUAUAUAAUACAGGAUUUAUCUGAUACCUUGCAGGGAAAAUAUUGUGGAAGAUUUGCAAGAACAAAUUGCUAAACUAACUGUACUUCUGGAACAAGAGACAACGGAACAUCAGAAGACACAUAGACGAGUGAGUUCAAAAGGACCAGGCUGUUGGGCAGUUUUAAAAAUUGACCCUUAGCAUUUAUAGUAUGUCAUACAGUUCAUUGAGAAGGGGGAAGGCAGGUGUGCACUAGCACAGCUUGCCUGCCACUUCUGUUAGCUUCACAGAGCUUACAGAAGUUGAAUAAUACCUCUCUGGCUUAAAUGUCACACAUGUGACAGGCUUCAGAUACGUGUAGUUUUCCUUUAAAAUGCCUGUGCUGAUGAUAGGUGCAUAUCAUUCCUUUUCCCUACGGUCUCCAUCAGGGUGGUGCCCAUAUAAGCAUGGAACAUCAAAUGGUACAGAUAUCUGCCCAUGGACACAUGCAUUUCCUGCUAUGUCUGUGUACAUAAUUUCUUCCUUUAGUUCCCUUCCUUUGGAGUCCAGGAACAGCAAUGCUAUAUGAAUCUGAAGAGGCGUACAGGUCAUUAUUGUAGAAUUGUCCAUGGUACUUGCAUCUAAUUGUAAACAGGAAAGAAAAUACCUUUCCAAUAUAUUCAUUUUAAAGUGAUGGCCCAGAGUAGCAAUCUAAAAAUCCAAAUGUGAACUAUCUUAGCUAUUAGGUUUUAGGUUAGGAGUAAUAGGUCGGGUUGCUAAGUAAUUCUUAUAUUGCAAAAAUUCCACUCUGUGCUGUAAUUACACCAGAUGAGAUCUGCUCUUAACAACUACACGCUCAGCUGCGGAGUGCUCAUCCCACCAGGUGACAUUUUGAAUUGCCUACUGUCAUAGUGAAAUAAAGUAAGCUCUACAGAAAUCAGUGUAACGAGACCCUGGCUUUUAAAUCACACACAUAUUUCCUCUUAAUUACUUUCUCAUGGCAUGGAUAUUUAAAGACAGCAGUUAUUACUUAAUGACAUGUAAAUGAAUGUGCUAACUGGAUUCAUUUUAUAUGUUCUGUACGCUCUACUAAAUUACAGCUAACUCAGGAAUUGGAAGACAGCUACCAUAAUAAUGAAGAGGAAAUAAGGUAAACAUCACAUACAGAAUGUAUGUCUUCUCAGUAUCUCACUGUGCAGGUUGUGUUCCCAAAUAUUUCAAGCACUGUGCUGCAUUUUGACCGGUGGUGAGGUGUGAAGGAUUGAGGGGUGGUGAACUAGUUCACUGUCCUCAGUUUUCCUGGGGCAAUCUAACACUAUCUUCCUAUGCAUCAGCUCCCUGCUCUAAAAAUUCUCACACCUGCCCUUUUUAUACUGAGCAGAGCUAUCCUCUGUUCUUUGGUUAUAUCUUCCCAUUGCCUUAUCCAAGCCAUCUCCCAAACUAUACCUGUCCUCUGGAAUUCCUCAUUUAGCUCUAUCACACUUAACCCACAGCUUAAAACAUUUCUUGAAUUUACCUAUUCCGGGAAACCUAUCUCCUUUCCAUUUUCUUUUGAAUCUAUUACACAGAUUACAUGCUAAAAUUACCACGUCUAAUGUCCUUCACUUCCUUCAACAUUUUGCCCUUUACUGUCCAACUUCCUACUCCCUGCAGCCCCUUUUCUUCUGUUUAUAUCACCAAUCACUUUAAGUUCCCAAGAGCAAGACCCCCUUUCCUUCUCUGCCAGUAUGUAGCAAGCUGUAUGUUACAUGAAACUUUAUGUAAUGUUUAUUCAAUGUAAUCUUGUUUGUAACCCUGUUAUAUGGUAGUGUAAUAGUGCUCUAUAAAUAAUAAUGGUAACACUAAAAUCUAUGUGCUGUGGGCUAUCUGCCAGAGAUAGGGUUGACCGAAUGUUGUGGCUUGUUCAGGAAUCUUCAGAUGAAACACGCGGAAGAACUUCUUGCGCUUCAACAGCAACACAAUACUGAACUACAAGAAGAGAAGGACGAGGCUGAAAAGAAGUUUGGUAAGACUAUGUUUUUUUUAAAUUUAUUUAUUUAGUUUUUUGCAGGUAAGACAUAACAUCUCAAUUCUAUUUGCAUUAAGAACAGCAAUAUCAAUAUAAAAGAAAACAUUUCCAUUUCCUCUUUUUUCAAGUUAUGAUGUUAUGAUAGUACAGUAUCCUGCAAACAUAUUACUCUAGUACUAUGAGCCUGUAUCCCCAAACUGAAAAAAUGGUACGGCAUAGGGUGAAAUGGAUGAGUUAGAUAUCCUAUAACAAAUCUGCCCACUCAAGGCUAUAAAGUGGGAUUGACAGGAUUGAAAUACCCUUAAUCAAGAUGGUGGCAGGGAUAGCAGGUAAGAUGUCCCCAACAGUGCGGAAGGUAUUGUUAGACUGUAUGAUAUUUAGCAUCAAUGUGAGCACAUAAUGAUAAAAUCACACUCUGUUACUUGACUGUUGGCUCUGAAAAGUAAUGUUUAACCCCUAUUUUAAGCAGGAAAAAAUUGUACAAGUCAGCCACAUACAAAGAUAAAAAAACAAUAGCAAGUAUGGAGUGUGGAUCAUGCUGAGGAUUCUUGUCCCUCUCCCGUUCUUGGAACAAAUGUAAUCACUCUGCGUAAAUCCCAUCAAUGUGUUGAGACAGAUUAGUUGGUGCAGAAAGUCCCAGGGCCAUUAGGAAGAAUGGAGCUUCUUCCACGGACUUGAUGGUGAGGACAAUUCCAUCGCUGGACCCCAGCAAUGACUGUGAAUCCACUUAGAAAUCUUCUCCAUUGCAGAAUUGCUGUAGGCGGGUCUUGAUAAAAGAUAAAUUGACUAUCUUCAAAGACUAGUGAAGGUUUGCCUUGUACCGAUGUCAUGAUUCUUCGCUUGUCAUGAAAUGUUUGGCACUGGAGUAUUACAUCCCGAGUGGCCGAUGAUGGUGCCUUUGCCGCCUUGUUAAUGUGGUGCAGUCUAUCCAGUGUUAGCUUUUUGGCAAAAUUGGGGGUAGAAUGGAAGCCAUUAUACUUCUCACAUAGUGUGGAAGCUCUUCCAUGUUGAUGUCACCUGGGAUGUCUUCAUCUACUGCAUUCCUCCAACACAUCUACCUUGAGUGUAACACCUUAAGUUGUUUGCAGUGGCUGAAUGUCCCCCUUAAUAGAGAACAUGCCCUGAUGGUGUCGAGGAUAUCUAAGCCCUACGCCUAUCAGUAACCACCCGCACAUCAGCCUUUAUUAAACCCAGAUGUCCGCUAAUAAUUUCUGAAUGUCCUAUUUUGUGCAGGUGUUGUCAAAGCUGUGUCUCCUGUUAGAGGAGCUUGGUUAGAGACCUCCUCAAUAGUUGUCAAUAGUGUCACCCACCAAGUAGGCCUCACAAUCCUCUGAAUCCACAAUUUUGACAGACUAGUGACGUUGAAAUGAUGUGCCUAUAUCCUGGCUAACUGCCAGGGUGCCUGACGCCGGUCUCUAUGACCGGCGUCUCAUCUCUGUGGCUGAUUGUGUUGUGUCAGUAACCACUGUAAUUGGGGUAAGUUCCUACCAAACACAUGGCUCCUCUAAACUGGUAGGUAAGUAAGAACCCAGAUCUUCGGCGUCGCUUCUAGUUUAUCUAAGUGAAUAAAAAAAACCUUAAGGUUGUAGCUGGAGAUGUGUACAGCAAUAUUCCAGUAGAGUAAAAUCGAUACCGGUCUCUUUGACUGUAUCAUUUGUCAAAAUUAGUCAGAAGUUGCAGGAGCUGCCCAGUAUGGCGUGUAGUUUGGAUAGAUGCCAGAUUCUGCCCACCAGUAAAAUUAUGUUUUGAAUAAAAUAAUAAAAUAAAUUCCUGUUACUGUAGUGGACUUUACAAAAGAUUGUUGAUUGUUGCAGAGGCUUGUCUUUAAUACGAAAUCCAAUCCUUAGCACACUGUAGCCAGUGAUUUCAUAGUUUGCAUGCUCACUGGCUGUGCUAUAAACCAGAUUAAAGAAAUGCUGUAGGAUGAACACAAAAUCAAACAAGUCCCACUCUUGCAAAGUUAAAAAAAUAUAUAAUAGACUAUGAUACGAACUGUCAUUUUAGAUUUGUCAUGAGAAUUCUUGCUCAAUAUGAAAAUGUCAUAACAUUUUAAGAGCCGUUAUAUUAGACAUGCAUUAUAUUGAGUGUAUGAAAGUGUGUGAGCUGAAAGGUUCUAUCUGAUGACCCAUUGUACCCGUAAAACCUAUACAACUCACAUAGAAAAUAACCUGACCCAAACAAAAAAUAACAAAGUGAAAAAAUAUAACAAGAAUGUAGUUAAAAGUAUGAAUAUCUGGGGAUCUUUUAAUUUGAUUAUUAUACCACUACAUCACUCUUUCUGACUACCAUGUUGAAUAAGUUUAGAUGAGUCUCAGAUUUGAUGUAGAUGUGUCAUAAGCCCUAUCGCCCUAUCAUACUAGCAAAUAUCCAGAGGGUUUAAAUUAUAUUUGAUGUCAACAAGAAGGUAGUAAGGUAUACACUUUUUUAUACAAUGCAGACGUUUCAGUUGGAAAAAUACAUAAAAACAUAAAUAGUUUUUCUCAGCAGUUUAUGUUAGAAAACAAAUUUUAAUCUUUAAACAUAACUUUCAUUUCAGUUUGAAGAAGUCUUGUUUAAUUCCCUUUGACUUUUGGAUAAUGUGACAGUUUUUGUUAGUCUUGCUAAAAUUCUGUAUUUUCUUUGUACAGACAAAUUGCAAAAAGAGAACGUCCUGCUGCAGAGUUCCUUUAGAACAUACCAGGUAAGUAUCCAUAUUAUAAGACACUGGGUAAGGCUCACUAACACAAAGUACCAGUAGGGGCAAACUUUGAAAUUAUUCAUAGAGGAGUGUGCAGAUCGAAAAAUUAUACAUGUUCGCUCAAUUUGGGUGAACAACCACAUGAUUGAUUGUAACGCUUUAUUACCAUGGUGAUCAAAAUAUGAAAAUCGAUCUAUACCAUAAUACUGUAGAGCCUAUGAUGUUAUGGACUCCACUUGUGAUAUCGGCACAAAGCUAAACAGCUACUCCAAGCUAUAAAUGAUUGAUAAUAAAUAAAUACAUUUUAAAAAUGGGGGAGUGAGAUCAGAAAGUGCAAUGCAUUAUAGCUGCGGUGAUUUGUUUUGUUUUUUAAACAAAUUACUGAGGCUAUAAGCUACUCUCACUGAAAUUGAGUGUAUGGUACUCUCUGCACAUCCACCUAUGCAAUCUUGGACGUGGAAUUGUUAUGGUGAUUAGAGUGACCAUUUAACAACAUGCAUUAUAAAAAUGAGAUAGGAGUGGUGAUGUUGGACUAGCCAAUGUCAGAACCCCAAGGUAGGUUACAAGAGGUAACAACGUGCAUUAUAGCUUAUACAUAUCUUUCAUGUACAAUUAUAAUACAAAAUAUGAUCUGAAUAGAAUUAUUUAUAUCACUAUCAGAAAACCUUUUUUACUAUAUGAAGCAGAUUUUGUCUGCACAGCUUAACAGAAAGCUCCAUAUUGUCUCCAUCCCAUAUGGAGUUACACUACUGUUUAGAUAUACACGAUAUAGAAUAACCUUAUAGCUAUCUGUCAUAGGAAAGUCUGUCGGAGGAGAUGAAUGCAGAAUGGCUCCUGAAGGAGGCACAAUGGAAAGAAACGUUUGAAAAUGAGAAACUGAAGGAGUUGACAAAGCAAAGUGAGAAUCGUGUGACAUUUGUGAGAGGAGUCUAUUAAAUGAUCUUAUGUGAUUAUGUUUGUAAAGGAACACUCCAGAAUUCUAAAUAAAUACAUUUAGACUGAAUGUGUUUUGUGUUCCAGAGCUUUCUCUGAUGAAUGCGUUUGAAGAACAGAAAAGUGAAUUGAGGAAGAGAGCUCAGGAAGAUGUAUCUAUGGUUCAGCAGAGCUAUGAGAAGAAAAUGGAGGUAGCUUAUUUAUAGGGUGGAAGAUUGUAUUUUCAUAUACCGGGUCUUUAUUCUUGAUAUUAUAUGGUAAUAGUUUCCUGUAACAAUAGCUUUUUAUUAUUUUGCAAGAUGCUACCUCCACGUUGGGCUGUGUUUUGAAAAAUAUAUAUUUUUUAAAAUGGACAGAAAGUAAGUAUUCCAUUAACAAAUGACUAUGCUCCAAAACAUGCAAAGACAGAUCAUUUUAAACAGGGGAUGUGCUCGUACACAUACAGGGUUAUUCACUAACGUGCUUAUUUAUUGAAAACUCAGUAAUGUAGAAUUAUUUUGAAAAAAAACAGACAAAUUGUAGCCACAUGUAACAAAAGCACAGCUUAGUGGAAAGGGGCCUUGACAGGGGUUAGGAGGCGGGCAUAGGAGGAAGCUAAUGGAAUUGGUUAAUUGAGGGUUAAGGGGCUGGGCUAUAUAAGUAGGCAGACAUCUUGGAAAAAUCACUUUUAACUUGCCUACCUGGCUGAGUUUGUCCCACCCUCCCUCCCUGGGUUGUUGGUCAUAGUGGGGUUCCCGUUUUGUCACAGCGGUGAGAUAGGGAGCUCUAGGAGAGGAAAUAGGCUCCCCGGUAGGAGGGUUAUGUUAAUGGUUAUUGGUAUGUUUGGUAGCUUUCGAGUCCUGUCGGUGGCUCAGAACCUGGUGGGGAAGGGGUAUGCGGGUAUACCCCUACCAUGGUUAAAUUAUAAUAAAUGGUUGGCAUUUUAAGUGGUUAUAUUGGUAUAAUGUUAUAUAUAAAUUGAUAUAUAUAUGUUAUUUAUAGUGGGGUCAUUGCCUUUUUAUACCUAACAGAAGGAUACGGAAACAGGGCGGGGCAUAGGGCAAUGACCCAUAAGUUUCUAUGUUAAAUUAUUAUUAUUACUUAUAUAUUUAAUAAAGCUGUGGACAAUUUUACCCAUAUACCCUAAUGUCCGUGUUUUAUUGGCGUAGGUAUGUGGGGGGUUGUCCAAGGUUCCGGAUGUCCAUAUGGCAACGAUACACCGGUCAUGGAAACAUUGCUGACUUCGUGUUUUUUUUCCCAAUUUGAAUCGUUUUAGCUAAAUUUCACAAUGACUUCAAUUUGAAUUCCUGACAUUUAACAUUGUGGUGAAUAGCCCCGUGGUUAUUACGCUAUUGCUUUACAACCGUUUGAGAAUUACCUAGCUGCUUGAAAAUCAUUGUUGACAGUUUUAGACUUCGGGAGCCUUGUAAAUGCAGCAAUAAGAGAUCAUUAUAUUGGAUGUUACGGACUGCAAUGUUUAAUUUAUGAUUUUGUUUUUCAAACACUGAAAAGGCAAUGAGAUGGGAAUUUCCAUUUGCAGUGCUUAUUUCUUUAUGAUAAAGUGCUUUGUACUGAGUUUAAAUUGGAAUCGCUUCAAAUCUUUAAGAAGUUUUAGUUCACCAAAUUCCAGAGGUUAUUAUGUGCCACCAUUUUACAGUGUAAAUAGAACUGCCGCAGCAACACUACACAAUGACCUUUAGCCCUAUUUUUGUAAUUCAGAAACCUGGUACCCGUAUUAUACAGGUAGUUACAUGUUAGCCAUAGCACAGAGGGAGGAUAUGUAGCUUGUGUAUCUCAGAGAGGGGAACCAACCAUGGUUUUCCAGGUUUAUGCUGAAAUUAUUUUGUACAUAUAUGUGUCUUGUGUUUUGGAUAUUGUAGAUAAGAAGAUACAUUAUAGCAGUUAUAAAAUUCUGUUAAAGAAGAAAUAUCUAUUUUUUUGAAUUUUUACGGUUGUAUAAAACACUGAAAAUAAUUUAGAACAGUUUAUCUCCUUACCCAUGAGAUGCUCCAUUUUCUUUCAAAUUUGCAUGCAAGAUUUAACAAAUGACUUCACGGUCCAGCUCAGAGAAGGUAAAGCUGGGGGUAAACGGUGGAAAUGAGAAGCAUUGUUCCAAUUUUCCUCUUCUCUGUAUGCUCUCUGUCGAAGGCAGGCACAAAGUCUGGAGUUUGUAACAAUAAUUGACUGGGAGAUAAUCUGGAGAUGCCCCGUUGCAGAAUAAAGAGGUGUGUUUUUCAUAAUUCCAAGCAUCAUAAUUUCUACAUGUAUGUAGAAACUUGACUACAUACCUGGGGUCCUUUAGGCACCAGUUACCUCGUGCCGGAGAGCCAGAAGUUCUCUGCACUGAGCUAUCCCAGUGGUGCAGGACCUAGCUCAUUGGAUGAGAGCACUUGGCUGACCCACUCAGCUAAUGAGCCAACUCUGGAGAGUCAAUGAAAGAUCCAUGCAGGAGCUCCUGGCUCUCCUGAAGGCUGUCUGGAGCACACCAGGUAAGUUAUCAACCGUUUACAAAUGCAAGUGCCAUAACCCUGUAGAUCGCUUUGGUGGUUAUGGUACUUGGAGUGUUUUUCUUUUAAUUUCAAUAUUCACAUUUCACAAAUAUGUAUUAGUUAAAGUAAACAAAAUAUCAUAAAUUCUGGUGUCUAAUAUCACAAGGUGACAGUCCCCCUUUAAUCGGUUGGAAGUAUCUGGUUUGGAUAGCAACUCAUUUAAAACGAUGGAAAAUUAGAGGCUUUCUUCCUCAUCUUCAGCUUGUAAAAACCGUAAAUAUUAAACGAUUAACAUUUGGCUAACCUUAUUCUGUAUACUUCUAUCCUGUUCUAAUAUUUUGUGAUCUGUUUGAGAUUUUUUUGUUUCCUGUAUUAGAACUAAUCUGUGUUUUUCGUGUUUUUAGGAAACCUGGAAAAAGUACAAAGAAACCUUGCAGGAAUCAAAGAGACAGGAAGUGUUGAAAAUGGUAACUGUUUACAAUCGGUAUAUUAAUUUAGGGAAAGUCAUAUUGCCACAAAUAAAAUGGUAGAAAUAGAUUUAACACUGGGGUAAGCAGCAGUCAGAUUUUCUCAGGUAAACUGUGCAACUAAAAUUUCUUCUUUUAAUAUAGGAAUAAGUUGCUGUUAUGCUGUGUGUGUGUCAGUGAGAGAUAUGUCAGCAGGUGUACAGUUUAAAACGUACACUUACCUCACCACGCUGACUCGCCAGUUAAUCCCACUUAUCUCUCCUACUCACCACCCUCUCCUCAAUCUCUGAAUUAUUUCCUUUCUUCUUGUGUUCCAUUCGCUAUGUUACCAUUUCAUGUCUUGGUUAAUGAUAUGACUAAUCAAAAUAACAGAUAAGAGAGAGCAACAAACAAUAUCACUUCCUAAAAUGAAACAAUCAGAAUAGACAUUUCAACACUGAAAAUACACAAACAUACAUUUAGUUUGCAGCAGGUCAUAACAGCAAAAUAGUGUUCUACUAAGUACUAAAAAUUCUUGCCAUGAAGGGGUUAGAUACUUUUGAGACUGGAGAAGUCAAGUUGCAUUUUCACUUGAAUUUAGGGAAACCACUUGAAACAUUCAUUGUGUUGAGCUAUUUAACUGAUUUUGCCUAAUUAGUUCAUUGCAAACAGCUGAAAGUCUGUACAGUUUGACAAACUUUAUUUUCAAUGGGGGAUGAAUAAUUUUGAUUACAACUGUAAUUGAUUGGUGAAUGUGAUAUACAAGAAUGUGCAUUGUGUGUAAAUGUAUUAUAGAGCUCCUCGGAAACCUGUUGUGAAUAUGACAAAGAUCCAAAUUACUGGGCACUAAGUAUGAUUUUAUCAGAGAGCGUUUGCAUCUUAUUAUUUUCUUUUGCAAUAUAUAAUUAACUAAUAAAAAUAAUUACUGUAUAAUUAUAUAUAUUCUAACUGUGAUCUUCCAGUAAUUGAGUCUUGGAUCUGCCCCUCUAUGGAUAAUGUAUUACAUUAAUAAUAUCUAUACAACUGACUCUGUAUGUUUUCAUGCAGGUUCUGGAGGGCGAAUUAGCUGAAAAAAAGGAGACAAUUAUCACACUAAACGCCGAGAUACAACAAGCACGCUCGCAGAUCGGGAAGAUGGUAAGUACAAUAAUUCUAAAUAAAAAAUACACCGUCAAAAUUGUAGUAAAACAUUUUUUGAGUAAAUUUUUUCCCCCAGCAAUCCUCUAAUAUGUAUCAAUACGUUUGCCGGAAAAAUAAAAGCAAAUCUCUCUUACAAAUUACUGUUGCUUGUGGCUAAUUUCUCAUGUGUGACAUUACACUAGGUUUCAUAUCAGAAAUUAAUGCACACCAGUGGCAGGACUACCACAGUCGCAGGUGUGACCAGGCCUGUCACUCCAGGGGGCACGGCCACUCUGUUAACCCCUGCUAAAUGGGAUUCAUUAACGUGAGAGGUCCGGGACCCAGGCUGGGAGGCGGUCCGUGAGUUCCACUAGUAUGAAGAACAGAGCGAGCUCGGGGGGAGCAUGGGGCACUGCUGGAUGUGAGAUCACCCUGAUAUGAGCUGUCCAGUGCAUGGGUCCUAGGGCAGUUGCUGACAUGAAACCCGGAAUGACUAUGUAAAGAGCUGCGUGCUCCGUAACUUCCGCCGGGUGCGCUGUGUGGGCCGCGUCCCUCGCCGUGCUGGGGAGCUGAGCUGGCUAGGUGCUGCUCAGGGCCCCCUAAUCCUUCCUGCUGCACUUCUCCAUGCCAUGAGCUAUCUCUUCCUCCUAGCCUGUGCUUUCUUCCUGACCUACUAUAAUCCACUCUCACAGGGACCUGCUGCACAUUGUAGCCCAGCUCCUGGCUGUGUUGGGCUGUCUGGCUGUGCUGUACUGGGCACCCUCUAGCAGGCCAUGCAGCUCAGGCAAAGCAUGCAGGUCGUGGGCUUUUCCAGCCUGAUCUGGCUAGUGGCUCUCACUAGCCUCUGCCCCCUGCCACAAGCCCUCUGAGCAUGCCUUCUGGGACUGCUGGGUUUUCUGCUGGAUCUGGGCUUCAUCCACUUCUUUCAGAUCAGGAAGGCAUCUAGGGCCACCAUGGUGAAAGACAAGGAGCCUGUGAUCAGAUCCAUCUGUGUGUCCAUGUGAGAGACCUCAUCUUACUAUGGAAGCGACAAGACAUGCAGGAGACCUUCCAUGCCCUGUAUCUCCUGGGAGCAGGUAGGUUGGAUUGGGGGCUUCCUUUAAUUGGGUAGGUGGGAUCUGACCUGUAUCUCAAGGGGGUAGGUAGGUUGGAGGGGGCUUCCUUUAAUUGGGGUGGGAAACCUGUCCUGCCCUGUAUAUCCAGGGAACAGGUAGGUUGGAGAAGGUCUUCCUUUAAUUGGGGUGGACGUGCCAUGGGAUGAAGGCAGGCUCCUUUGGAGUGAAACCCCCUGGUGUCUAGGGGGAGGCAGUUAAAAUGCUCACUACAAGACCAUAGGAGAGAGAGCUGGACUGAGACAGAGGGUAAGUGUGUCUAUGUGUGUCAGUGUUUACGUAUGCUGGUGUAUGAAUCUGUGCAUGUAUGUUAGUCAAUGUAUUUGUGUAUGUGUGUCAAUCUGUGUAUCUCUCAGAGUGAAUCUGUGUGUUUGUGUCUUUGGGCAUCUUUGUAUGGCAGUGUAUGUGUGUUUCUGUGUAUGUGAUUGUGCCCCUGUAUGUGUGUGCGCGCGGUGCAUAUGUAUUUGUGAGUACACAUUUGCAUGCAAGCACCAAUAUUACACACAAGCACAUUCCUGCAUUUAACCCCUUAAGGACACAUGACAUGUGUGACAUGUCAUGAUUCCCUUUUAUUCCAGAAGUUUGGUCCUUAAGGGGUUAAACGCCAACAUUGCACACAAAAGCAAUUCUGCAUUCAAAUGGCAACACUGCACACAAACACACCCCUGCAUUCACAUGCGGACUGGGGGCCCUUAACAGGUUCUUGCACCGUGGCCCUGGGAUUUCUAGUUACGUCCCUGAUGCACACACUUAGUAUGUAUGGAUGAAUGUUCACAAAAAUUAUGAAUGAAUGAAAAAAUUCCAGCCAGAUCUUAUCACGUGCAGAAUAGCAGAUUUGGUGAAAUUCCCCUCGCAAGGACUUGUGAAAGUAGGAGAAAAUAGAUUUUAUUCACUAGGAACAGCAUCCCCUCUCCUCAUGGUACCUGAAUGUCAGUGUGAAUUUGUGUGUGUGCAUGCAGGACACUGCCUUUAAACCUUUUAGGGACAGUUGUGGUAUGUGGAUUCAACAAAUACCUAAAUCUUAAAGUAAAACCAACAAGAUGCAAGUGCAGGUUUUGGUUUCAUUCAUUAUUUGCCUUCUUUGCAUUCAAAGCCUAUUAGGUUUGCUAAAAAAAAAUAAUGUUGCCUCCUUUUUGCACAUGCCGCAACACUAAAAUACUAAAUAUAUUUGGUGCUAAGACCUGUCAAAUGCACUUUAAGUUGUGUUGGUGCCCAGAGGUUACAUGGAGGGUACACAGAUUAUUUUAGGUGUGUUCCUAAUUACCAUUUAUACAACUAAAAUGUAAUUUAUAAUAAAGCAAUGUAUCCUAUUUAAACAGGAUGAUUUCCAAACACAUUUAUCGUAUUUUAAAUGCACAUAACUGGGAGUUGUUUUGCUGGGGUAAAUUCAGACAAACCAAGAAUAUGGAGCUCCAAGAAAAGAUGGACAUUAGGAUAUAAUAUAGGGACACAGGGAUUUGGGCUCGAAAUAAGGACACUUGAGAGGUAUGCUAUCUGAUUUGGAAACUUCUUACAAAUGAGCCUUGUUUUUAUCCACUUUCGGAUCAAGGUUAGGUAAAUGAUUAAGACGUGUUGUCAAAUCCGAAUGUGUCACAAGUAUCCCUGUGUUUCUUUUCUGUUUCUUAUAAAACAUGACUAACAAUCGAAAACUUAAUGAGCUAAUGCUACGUUUGUAUGUUAAAUUAUUGGUUUUGCUGCCCUCUUGUGGUAGAGUGAAAUUAUUACCAGAGAUUGAAAUUAUUACAUUGAGAAUAUUACAGGAGUAUAAAGGUGUAGCAAAAGCAGUGAAAGUCUAGCCAUGGGAUGUUUUCUGAGAGAACAUAAUGUUGUUUAUAUAUCCAUUAACAAAGUUUUUAAUUCUUUAUUUUAUGUUGUGAAUAGGUAUACAAGCAGGCAUCCAAAGCCAGAACAGCUAACGCAAGUAUUUUUAAAUAGCAUAGUAAGACAUUUAUAUGGCAUAAUGGAUAAACUGCACCUUUUAUAAUAGUAUUGUAAUGAGGGUUAAGUCACAGCGGUCAGAGAGGGGUAGCUAUGUCAUGUGACAAUCAUAAUAAAGGAACCCACUGUGACCAAGAUUGAGGAGUGCUGACAGCAGUGAUAUUAAUAAUAAAGUAAAAAUUAAAAGUUAGAACAAAUUAAACUGGCCAGCUCAGAGAUAGAUAACGAGGUAAGUGCACAUGAAUUGCAUUGAGCUGGGUACUGCAACAUCAGCAUAGUGUGUAAACUCCCCCUAUACCCCUACUGUGUAUAGUUGGAUAGUAAGGCCCCAGGAAAAAUGAAAGUCAGGACAUAAGCAUAAGAUUAGGCUCAGAACAUAAUUUUAAAACAUUCCCAACUAAGGUUUGUAAUAUGAAGGCUGAGGACAGUGAAGGCCGAUAUAUAUAGGGGAGAACUCAAUUCAGCCAAUACUCUCUGGUAUAGUCCUGCUGUAAUCUGGCUGUCUUCAAGCAUUCUGGCCCCAUCAGGGAGGUGCAGUGGGUUAUAACCGGGAUAGGAAGCAACGUCUCACGCUGUGAUCCAGCUGUCUGGGCAGGCAUGAGGGUAAGUCCUCUAGGGCUGAUGUGUGUUGGCUGGUUCUGUACCGCGUUCGCCGACGUGCAGUACCUCUACCUUCUUCGCCACUUGUGGGCCGCCCCAGGGCUGGAGCCCAGGCUUCACGUUGGGUCUUGUCUGGCAAAUACUGGGAUGGGAUACCACUUUGUUUCUGCUGAAUAGGCUGCCGCAGACAUGUAGUGAGCUUCCGCCAAAAGUCUGUGAGGAUUUUAUCUAGCGAGGAGGGAAAUUUGGUGUCCACCCUGGUGCAAGCUGUUGCAUUUGUGGCUUUCACCAUUUUAAGUAUGACUCCUGGUCUGAAUAGCGGUAUAAUGGUACAAUGGUACAGAGUCGCUGUCAUGGUAGGGGCCAUAGGGUGUGGACCUGGAUCAUCCCAACUGGUCCAGACAGGGGGAGACAGGGCCAGGUGCACACAGUUUUGGGAGUCCAACUUGAUAUAGUCGGGCAGGACAGCAGCUGUCCACCCUACACAACGCCCGAGUAAGCCUCAUUCUAGGAAGACGACAAAUAUCCUCCCGAGGGACUAGAACAGAGUUUGCAAGCCUUGCCUCCGAACCAGUACUCCCUUGUGUACAGGACCAUAGCUUCUGGCUGCCAGGUAGGUACAGGAUCAGCUUUUGUGGGCAGAAAUUCGAAAGAUAGUUGGAGCUGCUAUCUCCUGCGACCUUUCAGCGUGGUGGACAGGCCAGUAGAGAGUGUUAGAGAGAUCUAUUCAAUACAGACAGCAGUUACAAAGCCGGAUUUCUGUAGGCUAUUACUGCACAUACUGUUGCCACAGAUUUGUCUCAAACAGAGGGGACACCUUGUAUCGGUUUAUGUAUUUCAAGUUACUAUUAUACUGAUACUGUAACAAUAUCUAGACCUCUUGUUGACAAUCUGUUAGACACAGUUAUAUUCCGCUGUAUUUUGUCUAAGAAUACACUGGUGUACAGUGUUUUUUUCCAAUCUCUAUCUCUGAUCCUACUUUUUAGAGAUCACUUAUCUACACUGAGGAUAUUUUUCCUCCUGAUAGGCUGCUUUAGAGACCUAUUUGAACGAUAGGUCUCCACCUUUCCAGCCCUACCAACUCUAUUUCUAGAUAGAGUCCAUUCCUCCUUAUGUUUAGGUUUAUUUUUCUAGCCAUUAUGGUGUGUAUAGUUUAAUUUAGACUUUUUCUCUUUCUCGUUUUUUCUGGGAUCAUACUUCUCCAGUAGAUACCUCAAUAAAGUUAUUUUAAGGACUUCAUUACUUUAGACAGCAUAUCCUUGCAGUACUUUUUCUGUACAGUGCUCCUGUUGCUAUGUUAGCUCAGGACCACUGAUUCUUUUAGCACUAUUGUAUUUAUACAAGGGUUAUCCCCUAUUUAAGUCUGCUUUCACACUCAAGUUGGGAUUUUUGCACUUAGGUGCUCUCCCUUCUUUUACUUUUCUUGGACAGGCCACACCCCCUAGUCUGAGGUUUUUAAUACUAGCAGAUUAAAGAGGAACAGUCACAUACCAGGGUUUUUAAUGUUAUGUUUACUUAUUCCCCAAAUGUAACAAUUAUAGGUCGUGUGGCCUGGACACUAAUGGUGAUCAGUAGUCAGUAGCUCUUGAACACUAGGGAGACACACAGUGUGCUCACAGCUAGUAUUGCAGCGAAAUACUGAAAUCCUCCACUUGAGAGGAUACCUACCUUCCACCAAAUAUGACAAAUCGCUCCUUGAAAAAGCAGAAGGGAGCAAUUACCUCCGUACAAGUUAUGACCCACAGGCCCCCAGCAGACCUGAUUCAAGAUGGCGCAGACCACACUCCAUCUCUCGCGUCUCUCUAAGUAGGGAGCGAUAACACCUGUAUCUCCAAUCCAGGCACAGCCCCUGCCACAGGUCGCUCAGUAAAGAAAAUGAUGACUGAAAUGCAGGCAUCAAUUAAAGCUGACCUCCUCACACUUUCUACAGAAAUUAAAGCUGAGAUUGAGACUUUAGGUGACCACACAGCAUGGAGGAAUGGAGGAAUUAAUAGGAGCUCAUAAUUCUCUGGUGGAUGUCUAUACUGCCAAGGAUUCAAAGAUAGCUCAGUUAGAGCAACCUUCCGUACUAUAACUCUGGCACCUACACCGUCUUUUCAUUUUUAAGUCCAGAAAAUUCUUUACUCCUUUACAUGGGCUAAAAAGAAAGCAAGAUUCUGAGAAAUCUCUAGAGGUGGUGCGGGAGCCCCAAUGUUCUUUAACCCCUUAAGGACCAAAUUUCUGGAAUAAAAGGGAAUCAUGACAUGUCACACAUGUCAUGUGUCCUUAAGGGGUUAAAGCUGCUAUCCUAGCACAAACUAUUUGCUUACACGCACCUGAGGCAUCUCUUCAAUGGGUAGACAUAGGGAGGGCACAUAUCUCUCCUUUGCAACUUCUAAAUGUUAUUUUGACACCAAGCUAUGGGGAAAAAAUCAGAUCACUUUAUCUGAUCAUUGCCCUUUAAAUUAGAGUUUGAGAUACUGUGAUGCGUUAAUGGCAAGAAGGGGAGUCACCGACAUACUCCUGGUGGUUAAGAGAGAUGGGGUGUUUCACUUCACCUCUCUGCAGGCCACCUUCUCAUUGUCUCCCAAAUAUAUGUUCUAAAACCUACAACUGAAAAGUGUCUUGCAAAAAUAUGUAAAUUCAUAUUGGAAUGUAUGUGCACAAUUAUGGUUUCAUAGAAUAUUUCACCACUGCUGGUCUAGUCCAUUUGUAAAUAAAGCUCUGUGUGUUAUAAUGCCUAUACACAAGAAUUUCAAAACAGGGAAACUCCAAAAAUGAGAUGGAAAGAUGUAUGUUUAACUAUUGAUAAGUGAAAUCCAGUUGCUCAACGGCUUAAAAGGCAUUACAUAGUGUUAUAAGUAUAACCACAUAGAGACACAUUGUAUGUUCUCAUAUACAGGUGGUAUUAAACUCUAGAAAAUUUGCAAAAGAUAAAUGCUUCAUCUAACCCAUAUUGCUGGAGAUGCCAACAACAAUCAGGCACAAGGCUCCAUAUUUGGUGGGUAUGCCCACAGAUACGCUCUAUCUGGGCACAAGUUCAAACCUUGAUCACAACAACCUGCGGCACCGGCUUGCCACUGAUACCAGCAACAUAUUUAUGUAUGAUAUUUCCACCCCCUGGCAACACAUGUUAUAUUGGCAGCAAAAUACCUAAUCACCCUAAAUUGUAAGAGCCAAAAAAAUCCCGCCAUAAGAAAACUAAAGGAUAGGAUACAUACUAAUUGCAAGUAUGAGCUUAUGGUCGCAUGUAUGAUCCCUCCGAAGAGGGCAGCUGAGAAAAUUUGGCCAUCUUGGCUAAAAAAUUUCCCCAUGAUAAGGUCUUCCUUCAUAGAAGUGGGCUCUGUAGGAAACAAAUCUCAGACACCCUAGAUACGUAGGAUUCCUCCUAGUGACAUUGCACCUGAUCCACUCAAAUAAGGCUAACCCUGGAGUCCUGAAAAUAAUUCUUAGGCUUACAUGGGAAGGUUAGAUGGGGUGGUUGAGCAACUUUGUACACAUUAUUGUUGAUUUAUAAUUUUUAUUGUUCCGGUCUGGUUGUUCCAGUGUGUAUUGGCUAUACAUAAAUAUUGGCGAAAUCUCUAAACUUUGUGCACUGUGCAUUAUAUUUCUUGUACCAUUCUUCUUUUUAUUAUGAAGAGAAGUAAACCGACUUCGAUUUGAGGAUGGAAAAAACUUUAACAAUGGGGCACCUCCAUCUUGGCUCUCUGGCAAUAAUUUGUAAAAACCUCUGUGUUCUGAAUCUGACAGUCAUCAUAGAGAAAGCAUACAUUAAAGAGGGGAAUAAAACAAUGUUUCUUCUGCUGAUUUGCAAUGAGAGACUUCCUUGGUUGUACCAGAAUUGAAUUAGAUUGAGCAGUCAUUUGAUAAACCUUUAAUAUAAAAUUUUAAAAUGAAAACUUUGAUCACAUUGCAAAUCCGAAAAGCAAACAUUUAUUUUAAUAGUUUUACAUUUGAAAACUAUGAAUUUAUUAACAGUUCACACAAAUAUCUCCCUGUGUACUUUUUUGCAACUCAACAUCACGAUAUUGCAUUAUCUCUUCCCUAGAAAAAAAAAGUAUUGGUUUAUCUGGCAUUUUUAUAUUUUCUUUGUAUAUUUGAAAAUAUCUUUAAUAAGGGAAAUUGAGACCAAUAUCCCUAAUAAGGGACAUUGAGGCCAAUAUUCUUUUUUUAUUUUUUGUUUUUGUUUUUUUGUUUCAUCAAUUUGGUUUGACUUGACUUUUGAAACACAAUAUUCAAAGAGCACCACUGGUGUAAGGACUGGCUGUGCCACUGCUGGUUAUCCCCACUUUUAUUAUGGAGCCAUUGCAGUGUUUACAGACUGAUAUUUACUGUACCCCCUUAUCAAUACAACGUAACCGCUAAUGUUAUUAGACUGCUGCUUGAGAGUACAUUUUCAUCAGAUGCACAGGGGGGAUCCAUAUCUGCCCAUGUUUGCAGAUACAAAACUGGGACUGGAGGAUUGUACGCCAGCAAGGUUAAUUUUGGCGGCAAAUUUCAGUUUAGUUUUAGUCACAGUCUUUUGACUAAAAAGCCUUUUUAGUUUUAGUCGUAUUUUAGUUAUCUGAAUUGUUUUAGUCGACUAAAUCGCAAGUAAAUUUUAGUCGACACGACUAACAUCUAAUGGGUUUAAUUAAAGCCUCUAUCUGUCUCUUAUGCCCCUUCCCGGCCCCUCUGUGUCUCUUUGUGUUCCCCCAGCUCCUUAUAUGUCUCAUUUCUUCUCCUCCCUCAGCAGGUGUCUGACCCGCCAGUGUUAAUUUUGGUGGCAACUUUAGUUUUAGUCAUAGUCUUUUGACUAAAGAACCAUUUUAGUUUUAGUCGUAUUUUAGUCAUCUGCAUUGUUUUAGUCUAAUUUUAGUCAACUAAAUCUCGAAAAUUUUUGCCAACUAAAAUCUGAGUAAAAUUGUUAGUCGACAAAAUUAACACUGUGAUGUAAUUUGCUGUCAGGUGGAGCAUGUAACCCCCCCCAACCCCAAGUCUUGAAGAUUGGUCCUGUAUUUUCACAGUGGUCUCUGAAUUUUUCACUAAAGUACAUCCUUACCUCACAACUUUCCCAGAUUCAACAGUUAUGUUUGAUAGUUCACCCGUUAUUAAUUUGUUUACAAUCUGCUCAUUUCGAUUCUGUACUUUACCCAUCUACUUUAGAGAACCCGUUUGGAUUUUGUUUGUUCAUGUUUGUGUUUAUUGUAUCCAUUUUUCAUUUAUCUAUGUUCACAAAGCAUUUAACAAAUAGUUAAUAUGACAAUGUGAAGCUUUUUUUUUUUUUUAUAACUGUAGAGGUAAUGAUACUGUAUAUUUAACAUUCACAAUACAAAGAUAACAUUAUUUAAAAAAAAAACUCUCAUUAUAGGCUACUCUCUGAAUUAAUAAUGUUAGAAGGUUGGAUUUAAUAAGAUUUUUUUUAAUUUUUGUUUUAAUUUUAGAAAAGUCAAUUAGAUGACCUGAGAAGGUCCUUUGACGAUAAAGUAAACAAAGUUGAGGCAAAAUAUAACCACAGAAUCCAUACUUUAUUGAACGAAAAUGCUGAUUUAAGGUAAGCGAGGCAAAAGUACUCUGUUUUUGUUUAUCCAUUCUUUCACCUAUGAACAUAUAUUCAUUCACUGUGCAAACACUAGCUACAAGAACAAAUAAACAAACCCUUGAUCCCUGUAGGAAUUUGUUACAUCAUGCUUUCAUUAUUAUAAAAUGAAAAUAUUCAUCCUUUCACUUGCAAGCUAUAUUUUACUUCCAUGACUCCGAGUACAUAUUUAUGUACUAACAAAGCUCUCUGCUAAUUCGUAACACACAAACCAUUAUUCACUGAAAUCAGAAUGGGAGCAAAUAAAAAUAUCUAUUGUAAAAUGUACGCAAACAUUCUCUAACUCGGCUAUAGUGAAAGCCUGGCUCUUUCUGCAAUUUGGAUUCUAAUUUGUUAAAAUGUAGUGAAUAAUCUUGUAGAUUGCUGGUGAUUAACUUCAGUCCAUUUUUCCAUGAGAAAACUUAAAAUGUUUGCAUGACAGUCUCUCCAUUCAAACUUUCAUUUAGUAAUUUUUUGCAUGAUACAGGAGGAAACUUAUCGCAAAGAACGAACAACUUUUCAGUGAAAGAAUUCAAUAA
Messenger RNA from Pelobates cultripes (western spadefoot toad), 28948 nucleotides. The record is from the annotation of a GenBank genome assembly. Lineage: Eukaryota; Metazoa; Chordata; Amphibia; Anura; Pelobatidae.